Paraglomus occultum is the source of this 1662-nucleotide messenger RNA. The record is from the annotation of a GenBank genome assembly. Lineage: Eukaryota; Fungi; Glomeromycota; Glomeromycetes; Paraglomerales; Paraglomeraceae.
AUGCAAGAGAAUUCGACCGAUUUUCCUCGUGUUUGCUGCGCUACCAACGGAUUGCAAGAGGAACCCAUCCUCUGUCAAGAUGCUACAGAACUUGAUGCUUUAAUCUCGACAAUGAAAGAUCUUAUGGUCGAACAUGUAGACAAUAGUAGAAAACCCGACGCCUUUGUAAUCGACUAUAAAUCCCCCGAGGAAUUGAAAAAACUUGUGGAUCUCGAGCUGUCUGAAGAAGGCAUUGGAAUUGAUGGCCUCAUGCCAUUGUUGCAAAAUGUCUUGCGUUACAGUGUGAACACCUGGAAUCCGCGGUUCAUGGAUAAGCUCUAUGCUGGGACCAACCCUGUUGGAGUCAUAUCAGAGAUGUUGAUCGCGUUACUUAAUGCUAAUUCGCAUGUGUACCAUGUAUCUCCUGUGCUCACUCUGAUAGAGUGUGCAGUCUCUGCAAAGUUGGCAAAGAUGCUGGGUUUAGGAGAGAACAGCGGAGGGAUUACUUGCGCUGGUGGAUCAUUUUCCAAUCAAUUGGCGAUGAUAACAGCACGUAACCAUAUGUUUCCAGAAAUCAAAGCACAAGGAUAUAAUCAGUUUGGCAAGAAGUUAAUAGUUUACACAUCUUCGGCUGGCCAUUAUUCAAUUGUUAAGACGGCAAUGGCUCUCGGACUAGGUUCUGACAAUGUCGUCAAAGUCUCAUGUGAUGAUGAGGGUAGAAUGAAAGUAGACGAUUUGGUGCGCUUGAUAAAUCGAUCGAUUAGUUUAGGAGACACACCAUUUUUCAUAAACGCUACCGCUGGAACCACAGUGCUUGGUGCAUUUGAUCCAUUGCGCCCUAUUGGAGAAAUAGCAAAGCGAUAUAACAUAUGGUAUCAUAUAGACGGUUCCUGGGGUGGUAGUCUGAUAUUUUCCGAGAACAAAAAGCACUUGGUAGACGGUAGCGAAAUGGCCGACACAUUCACUCUGAAUCCUCACAAGAUGCUCGGUGCACCUCAACAAUGUUCCUUUCUAUUAGCUCGUGAUCAUCGCAUUUUUGCUCGUUCAAAUAGUCUGGGUGCCGGAUACCUGUUCCACGGAAACGAGUAUGACUUGGGAAACGGCACAGUUGGCUGUGGCAGAAGAUCGGAUUCCGUGAAAUUCUUUCUAGGAUGGAAGGUUUUCGGAAUUAGAGGCUAUGAAGCACGCAUCGAGCAUGCAUUAAAGAUGGCAAAGUACCUUGCUAACCUAGUAUCCAAUCAUCCGCGAUUCCGACUAAUCAUAGAGCCGCCUAGUCUUCAGAUAUGUUUUUGGUACAUACCCGAGGGAUUACCUGUGGAGCUCGAAAAGAAAGAUUAUAAUCAGUAUAAGAGCAAAUUGUCUGAGAUUACAAAGGAAAUUCAUCGAAGAAUAGUGCAUAGGGGCAGAUUUCUAUUUGAUUACUCUCCUUUGACACUAGGACGUUUAGAGUUGCCUUUGUUCUUUAGGGUAGUUGUAAAUGCCCCUUCUGUUAACGAGGCUCAUUUAGACGAACUUAUUGAAGAGAUUGAGAGUAUGAGUGCUGGAAUUUUAGAGUGGCUUGAGGGAGAAUCUAUGAUUGUUGAUGGGAAUAUGAAUGGAAAGCCGGUGAUGGCGAAUAUUGAUAGAGCCUCAAGCGUUAAUAAUAAUAUUUGUGUUGUAAGAGAUGGGUUUAUCGAUAAGUAA